AUGAAGUCCUAUGUUAUUGGCUCCUUCUUCAAGCUUCAGCAGUCACAGAAAGCCCUUGAAAUGGAAGUCUCCAGCCUUAUGGACAAGGCAGAGCUGGUCUGUAUUGCAUUGGACUUACCCCCUAGCAUCCGCAAGUCUAUCCGACAAUAUUGCUUGUUCCAGUGGUCAAAGGCCAGAGAUGUCAGCAACAGAGAGGUUGUGUUGAAGACCUUCCAGCCUGAUCUGCAAAAGAAGACCAAAGAACAGCUCUUCUUGCCGGUGAUACAAGCCAAUGAGUGGCUGCUGACAGGGGUCUCUGCGGAGUUCACGCUCCAGCUGUGCGAUCAGCUUGCGAUUGUCAAUCUGCUUCCUUCUGAGAUGCUGUUCGUGGAGCAGGAUGCCCCACAAGACAUCAGCUUCUUGGACACAGGUACUUUGAUGCUUACGAGGCAGGAGCAGCUGAUACGAUACGUUCGCAGCGACCGCCCGAACGAAACUACAGUGGUUGGCGAGGUCUCUUUCCUCUUAGACAUGCCGCAUCUCUAUUCGGUACGUUCUCGCGCUGGGGUUGAGUCAACCGUUUUGCGAGUUUCCAAGCAAGCAUUUGAUAGACUCAUGCAGCAUCUGGACACAGACGCGGACCAACUGAUGCAAAAUGCUGCUCAGUCCAUGCAGCUGACGCUUAAUGGGUCUGAUGCCAAGCGUGAGUACCUCGCAGACGGACGUGACGACACUGAGCUCUUUGUGCAGAUGCGCGAGGCCGUGCGUUCCAAGCUCCUGAAGCGCACUAGUCACAUGAGUUCCGCCUUCAUCCGAGCGGCUUCUGAGGGAAAUGUCGAACAGGUUGAGCUGCUGCUGCGCAAGCGCGUCCAGGUGAACACUGCAAACUGCGACGGUCGCACCGCAAUGCAUCUGGCGGCAGCUGAGGGGCGCGACGCGGUCAUGAAAGUGCUGAUCGAGGCUGAGGGCAAUGUGAAUCUGCAGGACCGCUGGAAGGGUUCACCGCUGAAGGAUGCGGUGCUGGCCAAGAAUGGGGCGGUGACGGAGCUGCUGAUAGAGCAGCAGGCGGACUUGAAUUUGGACGACCCUGCCACAGCGUUGUGCGACGCUGCAAGCAGUGGUAACCUCGUUGCCCUGAAAGAGCUCAUUGAGGUGAAGAUCAACCCGGACUCUGGGGAUUACGAUCUCCGGACUCCUCUUCACCUCGCUGCUUCUGAAGGGAAGCUUGAGGUCAUCAGUUUCCUCCUGGAGUCGAAAGCGAACCCUAACUUCAAAGACAGGUGGGGUGGAACCGCGCUGGAGGAUGCAAUUCAGAAUAAUCACACGGUCGUUGCCCAGCUGAUCUUCUCGAAGCGAGGUCAACUGCGGCAGGAGUUGGCUGCUGGGUGGCUUUGUGACGCUGCAUCCGCAGGUAACAUAGUCAAGCUACAGCAGCUGGCGGAGAAUUCAGUGGACGUAAACCUGGCGGACUACGACAGUCGUACGGCGCUACACCUGGCGGCCACGGAGGGACAGCUCCUUGCGGUGAGCUUCCUCUUAGGAACUGCGCGGGCAAACAGCUCCCCGCAAGACCGGUGGCUAUCCACGCCAUUGCAGGAUGCUAUCCGUGCCGGCCACGUCCACUGUGCACGGCUUUUAGCCUUUGCAGGGGCUGCGCUGGGCGACAGCGCGACGGAUGAGGACCGACAAGAGCUGCGCGAGCUCUACGCCGAAGACAUGGCAUCCAGCUCUGACUGGGGUCACAUCCAGGUUUUCCAGCGGCGAAUGACGGACUUACAGCAGCGCGUAGCGCGUUUGCUGGUUGCGGUACUCAAAGGGAGAGCAAGGCCUGAGGUCUUCGAUGCAGAAGCAUCAGCCAGAUUUAAUCGGCAGCUGAUCGGGGCCGUUUUGAGGCAGUGCCCCCAAAUAGCUGAGCAAAUGGUUGGCAUGUCGGGCCUGCUUCGCAAGCUCAACACGACUGCCCUGGCUCCGAUGUCAGCCUUCCUGGCACUGCUGCAGGACUGCAUCGACUGCACACAGCAAAGCAAGUGGUGGGCCUGGCAUGACAAACAGGGCCAGACAAGUCAGCGGCUAAGCAAAAGGCAGGACAAAGGAAGCAAAGAGGCAAAGUUGGACAAGUCUACGGGAAUGGUUACAAAGUUAAUGGUGUCUACCAUGGGUAUUUGCUCCAUCUUGGCGACCGCCUUGAGCAAAGCCUCGGCCCUCAUCCAGGAGAGGGUUAACAAACUCGUCGAUGAGCGCCACCUGAAGACCAAGGACGGCCGUAUCGGCGAAUACCUCGCCCGCACAAUCACAAGCGUCGACGGCUGGCCACAGAAGGAUCUGUGCUGCUCCUGCCGCAAAGAAGUACCCUUUGUCUCCUUGUCGUAUCUGCCCCGCGGAGCAGUGCUCAGACUGGCCAUUGGCAAGCGAUACCUGGACAUGGCACAGGAGAAAGAAGGCCGGCGUGGCCCGAAGUGUGGCCGGAUCAGUGGGUACCCUGGCGAAGAGUACAUGCGGCUUCUGGGUUUUCGGCGUGCGUUUUUUCUAACGUGCACGACACCUGUGUCAUGA
Symbiodinium pilosum is the source of this 2532-nucleotide messenger RNA. The record is from the annotation of a GenBank genome assembly. Lineage: Eukaryota; Dinophyceae; Suessiales; Symbiodiniaceae.